AUGACCAUAAACCCCACCUACCUCGCGCAGCGGACGCGCGCCUCCGUCAACUUGACCGAUGCCAAAAUCCGCGUCCUUAAGUCAUACCGAGAGUGGCUCCGAGCGUCCCCCGAGAUUCAGACCAUGUACUCCCUGAACAUGCCCGUGUCCGCCAUCCGCACAAAGAUCCGCCAGGAGUUUGAGAAGCACCGCUAUGUUAGCCAGUUGAGCGUCGUUGACGUUCUGCUCUUCCAGAGCCACGCCGAGUUCCAGGAGACCCUCAACUACUGGAAGCAGUUGUCCCACGUCAUGAAGUACUUCCGGCCCGAGGAAGACCCUGGUGCCCGCCUGCCCCGCAACUUCGUCUCCGGCUUCCUGGAGGGCCGCAACUGA
This is a messenger RNA of Penicillium canariense, 372 nucleotides long. RefSeq names its product NADH dehydrogenase [ubiquinone] 1 alpha subcomplex subunit 6. The record is from RefSeq and is a predicted model, not a curated record. The transcript has 3 exons. Gene Ontology annotation, biological process: response to oxidative stress. NCBI's taxonomy places the organism in Eukaryota, Fungi, Ascomycota, Eurotiomycetes, Eurotiales, Aspergillaceae. The coding region runs from base 1 to 372 and encodes 123 amino acids.